Messenger RNA from Rhopalosiphum padi (bird cherry-oat aphid), 3316 nucleotides. RefSeq names its product ubiquitin-conjugating enzyme E2 R2. The transcript has 5 exons. Lineage: Eukaryota; Metazoa; Arthropoda; Insecta; Hemiptera; Aphididae. The record is from RefSeq and is a predicted model, not a curated record. The coding region runs from base 854 to 1582 and encodes 242 amino acids. Gene Ontology annotation, biological process: protein polyubiquitination; ubiquitin-dependent protein catabolic process. Gene Ontology annotation, molecular function: ubiquitin conjugating enzyme activity.
UCCGUCGUGUGAAACGUUCUUUUUUUGUUUCCGCUCUCUCGCCGUCGUCCCCGUCCGACGUCCGAUGCCGUCUUGGCCGUUCCGAUACCGUCGCGACCCGUAACACGCACAACACGCGCGACGACUCAGCAGCUGCCGUCGACGAUCUGCGCCGCGUUUCCUCUUCACAGUCUUCGUUCCAAGUCAUCGUCCCGUUAUCUUUGUUAUUGUUGUUUUUUUUUUCCGUUCGUUCAUUUUCGCUAUUUUUUUUACACACUCCCGGCCGCAACCUCUCUCUGAUCGCCACCACCACGGGCACCAGCACAGCCUGCCGUACGGGGACACACCAUCGCGCUCGCAAGUCGCACUCGUACAUAUUGUUAUUGUUGUUAUAUACGUGCAAUAGUAAUUAUAAUAUAAUAUAUAUUUUAUAAAAACCGUGUUAUUUUUAUUAUCGUUAUUAUCGUUGUUAUUGCUAUUAUUAUUACGCACAAGCAACAACUUUCGGACGAAUACAAAAAAAAAAAUAAAUAAAAUAUUACAUCCCGACACGACCGCGACGGUCAAACAUCGUACGCGCACGCACACGGCCGUGCAAUUGCAAUAAUAAUAUUAUAUUAUAUAUUUUGUGCGGUGCAUCGUCGUCAUUCUGCAGAGUGUACGCUCGUCGUUUCGUUUUCUUCAUAACAACAAUCGUAACAAUAAAGAAAAUAAUGCGCAGUGUGCUCGCCACCGUCAUUUGAAGAAGAACACAGCGUCGUAGUUAUGCUCCUUUUGUGAUACGAUUUUUCUCCGAAAUCCGUAUUGUAACGAUAUUCAAUUUAUAUCAAUAAUACACUACAAACGUGCUGAUCGAUACGACGACACAUUAUUUAUGGCUAUCAAUCAGAUACUGUCGUCGAGCGCCCACAGAGCCUUAGCGCACGAGUAUAAGAGUCUUCAGGAUGAACCCGUCGAGGGAUUCAGGGUCAAGUUAAUCGAGGACAACCUACGGGAAUGGGAAGUGGCUAUAUUCGGACCACCAGAAACCCUUUACCAAGGAGGAUAUUUCAAGGCUCAUAUGAAGUUUCCGGCAGACUAUCCAUAUUCACCACCAACUAUAAGAUUUCUGACGAAAGUAUGGCAUCCUAAUGUAUAUGAGAAUGGUGAUCUAUGUAUUUCAAUUCUUCACCCACCAAUAGAUGAUCCUCAAUCUGGAGAGUUACCAUGUGAAAGAUGGAAUCCUACCCAAAGUGUCAGGACAGUAUUACUAUCUGUAAUUUCUUUACUAAAUGAACCAAAUACAUUCAGUCCUGCUAAUGUAGAUGCUUCCAUCAUGUACAGACGGUGGAAAGAUUCCAAAGGAAAAGAUAAAGAAUAUGAAAAUAUAAUUAAAAAACAAGUUGUAAGUGGCCGAUUAGAGGCUGAUAGAGAUGGAGUUGUUGUUCCACUUACACUAGAAGAUUAUUGUAAAGUGAGCCAAGUUGCUCGUUCUUCAGCUGCUGCUGCUGCAAUGGACAGUGAUUUUUAUGUAGAAGACUACGACUUAGAUGUCGAGUCUGAUGCAAACUCGGAAGAAGAGUAUCAGGAUGAUGCUACUGAUAGUGGCAAUGGUGAAUCAUGAAACCAAACAUUUAUUAGGAAUUUUCAAAACAUUAAACAAUAUAUAAUAAACAGACGUAAUAAUUGCUAUCGAACAUUUGUCUGUGUUGGACAAAAUAAUUUAAGUUCUGUUUUGGGGUCAAUGGUAUCUCUUUGCAUGUGAUCUUAAUUUUUAAGACAACAAUAUGUGACAUUGUUCUUAUAUCCUACUUAUACACGGUAGACUUAAAUAUAUCCCUGUAUACAUAAAUACAUAUACAUACAUAAGUAUAUAUUUAUACAUAUUAUUUUUUUGCUUUUUCCAAAUUUUAACUAAAUUGUAUAAUUUUUAAUAAAUUACUACUACUAAAAAAAAAAGUAAUAAUAAUAUAAUAUCUAUUGACAUAAUUUAUAGCUUAUUCUCAUUCAUCCCAUCAUCUAUAAACUUAAUACUCCUUAAAGAGUUUAGUUUCUUUAAUUAAUUCUAUUUUUUAUUCCUUAUAGGCAGCUAAAAUGACUGAGAAUAUUAUUCGUCAAAUUUAAAUAUUGUGGUAUUGCUACACACAUGUAGAUAGUAAAUUGAAUUUAAUGUUUAUUAUUGUUUUUAAUACUUAUGUCUUAUAUGUGAAUAUGUGAUAACAAAAAGAAAAAAUGAGCUCAUAAUAUGAAAUAAACCUUUCAUGAUAAAUUCAUUUUUUUUUUUAAUUUGUCUAUUUUGGUACUAUAAAAUUUUUGUUUAGAAUUAUAAAACAAAAAUAAACAAAAAAAAAAAAAUUAAAUAGUAUACCUACCAAUUUAUGUAUUUAUAAAUUAUAAUGAUGUCUUUAAUUUGUUCACUAUUGAUCUACAUACUUCUUACGUAUUUGUUAUUAGGGUAUUAUAUUUAUAAAGACACGACUAAGAUGAAUCAUUGCACAUUUUUUUUAAUUGGUCAGACCAUUUUAUGUUAUAUUUUAUUAACGUAUAAAAUGUAUUAAGAAUAUAUGUGUAUACGUGUUUUGGUGCAAAUACCUACUUAAAAAUUAAACAAAUAUGAGUUAUAUAAGUUCACAUAGUUGAUUAAGAGAUUAAUUUUAAUAUUGUAUUCUAUUAGACUUUAUUAUUUAGUUGGUGGUUUUAUUAAUGUUGUGUAAUUAAUACAACAAUGUUUCUUGUGUAAUUUGGUCUAACACAAUACACAUAUUAAAUUUCACAAUAUGUAUUUAUGUAUCAUACUAAAAAUAAAACCUGUGAUGAUUGCUGUAUUGGACAUACGGACUUUAAAAGAGAAAAAUAACUUUAAUCAAUCCUAUUUGUUUUAUAUAACUGUUGGUUAAAUACAAUUUUGCAGAAAUAGGAAGUACUGUUUAAAACUACUAAAAUGUUUAAAACAUUUGUUAUUUCGAGAGACACGAUAACAUAACAAUAUUAUUUUCUUAAAUAUCUAAGUAAUUGGUAGAAUCUAUGUUUAAAAUCUAUAGACCUCCACAGGACUUGUGAUAUACAACAUUGAAUAUUAAAAUAUAUAUAUAUAUAUACAUAUAACAUAAAAGUAUUUUUUAAUGUUUGACUAUAAAUUAUUUGUAUGAUUGUCAUUGUUAAAACUGUGUACGAAUCAACAAUAUAACAUUAUUUAUAAGUAGAAAAUUAUCCUACUUUUUUUUGUACGUAAGAUAAACGCCAACGCUUAAAAAAAAUUUACUGUUAACAAAAGUAAUUAAUACCAUGUAAACAGGACUUUUGAAAUCUAAUGUGUGAAUGUAUUAUAUAAUAUAGUAAAAUGUAUCUUUUGUAAUAA